CAACAUGGCCAAUGCGCUGGCCAACGCCUCCUGUGAGCGCUGCAAGGGGGGCUUCGCGGCUGCUGAGAAGAUCGUGAACAGUAACGGGGAGCUGUACCACGAGCAGUGCUUUGUGUGUGCUCAGUGCUUCCAGCAGUUCCCAGAAGGGCUGUUCUAUGAGUUUGAAGGAAGAAAGUACUGUGAACAUGAUUUUCAGAUGCUGUUUGCUCCUUGCUGUCAUCAGUGUGGGGAGUUCAUCAUUGGCCGAGUCAUCAAAGCCAUGAACAACAGCUGGCAUCCUGAAUGUUUCCGUUGUGACCUUUGCCAGGAAAUCCUGGCAGAUAUUGGCUUUGUCAAGAAUGCUGGAAGACAUCUGUGUCGCCCUUGUCAUAACCGUGAGAAGGCGAGAGGCCUUGGGAAAUACAUCUGCCAGAAAUGCCAUGCCAUCAUUGACGAACAACCUCUGAUAUUCAAGAAUGACCCCUACCACCCAGACCAUUUCAACUGUGCCAACUGCGGGAAGGAGCUGACAGCCGACGCCCGGGAGCUGAAGGGAGAGCUGUACUGCCUGCCGUGCCAUGAUAAGAUGGGCGUUCCCAUCUGCGGUGCCUGUCGCCGGCCCAUUGAAGGGCGAGUGGUGAAUGCCAUGGGCAAGCAGUGGCACGUGGAGCAUUUUGUUUGUGCCAAGUGUGAAAAGCCAUUUCUUGGACAUCGCCAUUAUGAGAGAAAGGGCCUGGCGUAUUGUGAGACCCAUUAUAACCAGCUAUUUGGUGAUGUUUGCUUCCAUUGCAACCGUGUUAUAGAAGGUGAUGUGGUCUCUGCUCUUAAUAAGGCCUGGUGCGUCAACUGUUUUGCCUGUUCUACCUGUAACACUAAAUUGACACUCAAGAAUAAAUUUGUGGAGUUUGACAUGAAGCCAGUCUGUAAGAAGUGCUAUGAAAAAUUUCCACUGGAGUUGAAGAAAAGACUUAAGAAACUGGCUGAGACCUUAGGAAGAAAAUAAUUUCAUUUUAUUUUUUUUUCACUGUAAAGAUAAGAGAUUUCCAACAUUAUUUGAUUGAUCCAGCCUUACUAAAGCUUUAUCUCAAGUUUGUGUUAUAUUUAAAUAUGGUAAACAAGUUCAAAUCUUGAUUAAAUUAAAAUUUGCCUUUGUUAGUAACCCCUAUUAAAUUGUUGACACUUCAUAGAAAAAAUACAUGGCUAAAUGCUGUUUUAAUUAAGGUUCAAAAAUUAAAUAUAACCUUUGAAAUGAAAGUAAGGAAUCAGCUUUUAUAUGACUCAAAUAAAUGUAACAAUAUUGAACUUUAUAGUCAAAAGAAUAUUCAAACUACUACUGGAGGGAAUUUGGGGGAAAAAAAUGACUGAAAAGAAAACAUCUUGCAGACUUUUUUUUUUUUUUAGUGAAUCACCUUGAGGUUACCGUUACAGAGUUACAAACUUUCGUGCUUGCGUUUCACGAAGUAACAUAUUUUUAUUUCAAGAAACUUCCUUAGAGCAAUGUGAGGGGUGAGAAAGAUAGGCUGCCUGGGGUCCAGAGAGAAGAGAGCGGAGACUGGUGCAGAAGGGCUUCUGCAGAGGGCCGGGCUGGGGGCACAGCAGCCUGAGAUGGGGAAGGAGCCCAGAGCUCCAUCUCUUCUUGACGUUUGAUUUGAGGCCACACCCAGUAAUAUCUAAGGGCUACUUUGGUCAUCCUCUGAGGUGACUGACAGUGCUGGAGAUCCAAUCACAAUCAGCCCCAUGCAAGGCAAGUGGCUUAGCCCCUCACUAUCUCCCUGGCCCUCUUACAGAAUCUUAAGUUGUAGUAUGAACAUACAUAUUACUAAAAAACAAGUAUAUUCAGAGCUACUUGACUUUUAUGGGAUAUCUGUUAUUAAAUGCAAUAAUUAUUAUGCUUAGUUUUAUAUAUUAUUUUUGUGAGCUGCUUUUAUCCAAUUGCUUUGCAACAGUUACAGCUAGAAAAUAGUAUGCUUUUAAAAAUUUUGUGCAAAAAAGUACUAGCUGAGGCCAGAGAGAGAGUACAGUGGAUAAGAUGCUUGCCUUGCUCUUGCCCAUCUGGGUUUAAUACCCAACAUUCUAUACAGUCUCCUGAGCACUGCCAGGAGUAACCCCUGAGCACUGCCAGGUAUGCCCCCCCCCAAAAAAAGUACAUACUAAGUAUUUGAGAAUACAGUAUACAAUAUUGAUAAAUGAAGUAUUUUUUAGUGUAUGACAGCAAUUUUGCUUCUAAGCUUAUAGUUAAGAAGUAGUCUUAAGCUAGAAUACAAAAUUAUAUAUAGAUUGGAAUGUAUAAUUUUGAAAAAUGAAUGUAUGUGAAUUGGUCAUUGCCUUUAAGUCAUACUAAUACCUAUGAUUUAUAUAAAUCAGAUUUGCUUUGUCUUGCAAAAACAUACUUUAAUUAAGAAUCCUAGCCAUAUCCUAUAAUAGGUGAUAAUAAGUGCACUUAGGUUUGUAAACUGAAAUUCAUUUAUUACAACUACGGUUAUUAUUUUUUAAAGCUUGGGGUCAAAAAAGUAUCUCAAAGGACUGAACACAGGCUCUUUGGUACUUCAUGCUCUGCUGGUAGUGACUCCCGAGCACUCUUGGGUAUUGCCCAAAAACAGUAACAAAAAUUUUUCUCCCUUUUUGGGGAAACACAUAGAAAUAUCUUUCUGUUAUCUUAGUAGAUGAAAAUUAUCUUAAUAUGUUUCAAGUUAUUUCCAAUCUAGUGAAUUUUAUUUCCUAUAACUGAAAAGUAUAAAGAUACUUUUAUAUUGGGAUGUGUCGAUUUUAAGUCAAAGGUCAUGAAUUAUUCUACUUUACAAAAAAAGUUUCUGGACCAUUCUUUAUACAUUUGUAUGCAAAGCAGAUUUGAGAAACAUUUUUCAAAUGUUGCUGCUGUUACAUUAUCUAAAAGAAAGUUGCUCAGAUAUAUUUCUAAGGAAAAAGUUAUUUGUUUUUUAAUUGCCUGUAAGUGGUUUUACCAUGAAAAGAACUCAGGAUUCUGCUUACCACUCUGCCGUUAAAAUAUUUGCAAGCAUGUAUUUUUUUAAAAGAUUAUGCAUGUACUUUAUAGAAUAAAUCUGAAAUUUGGCUUUCAGAUAGCUUCAAACCAAUUUUUAGUGUUCUUUUAGAGUUUAAAGAGUAAUAAUGAUUGUGGCGCAUUUGCUGCCUGAGCCCAUAUGCUGCUUGUGCCCACGUGGCUGAGCACAUGUGGUGCCCGAGCACAUGUGUCGCCCGUGUCUCCCCCUUAAGAUGUGUACUUUCAUGCUUUCGUGUCCAGUGCUAGGAUGUGUGUAGAGCUUCCUCCACCCUUGGAGAAGCCCGCGUUCUCCCUUGAGCGCGUUAUUCUUACUAUUUCUCUCUCCCACUUACCCUUCCUCCCUCGAAACCUCUGAAUAAAAUCUAUUUACUUCAAAAAAAAAAAGAAAAAAGAGUAAUAAUGAUUGAAAAGUAAUCAUAUAAAGUUUAAGAUUAUAUGUGCCCCAGUUUGUCUUUUAUUUGAUAAAGUCAUAUCCUUCAGUGUGUCUUUGCUUCUGUAUGACUAGCAAUGCAAACCUUGAAGAUGUUCACUAAAUAUUAUAUGAUGAGUAUAGAUGAGUAGUGCAGAGUUUGCAAUUUAGGAAAUCUUGAUACUAAAUUAUUAAAUGUCCUUUUACCAAAAUAUGGAAUAGAAAAGCAGCCGUUCCCCUGUAUUCAUGAUGACUUUGCAAGUACAUGGCCUCACCUGAGCUGCGUGGUCAUGGAGCCCGCAGGGCCAGGCUCUUGGGUAGCCACAUGUCCUGCCACUGUCUCCACUCAUCAUCUCAUAAACUGGGAACCAAAAGCUUAGAAAUUCAGCUUGUUAAGCCUCAAAUAUUUCUGGGCAUUUUUUU
Messenger RNA from Sorex araneus (European shrew), 3830 nucleotides. It is a transcript of the gene LIMS1, whose product is annotated as LIM zinc finger domain containing 1. The record is from RefSeq and is a predicted model, not a curated record. Gene Ontology annotation, biological process: positive regulation of integrin-mediated signaling pathway; cell-cell adhesion; cell-cell junction organization. Lineage: Eukaryota; Metazoa; Chordata; Mammalia; Eulipotyphla; Soricidae. The transcript has 9 exons. The coding region runs from base 5 to 982 and encodes 325 amino acids. Gene Ontology annotation, cellular component: cell-cell junction; focal adhesion; cytoplasm.